CUUUAAACACAUUGUAAAUGGAUUUGCAGUCCACACUACUCCUUCUCAGAUUGACAAGGUGAAAGGAGCAGAAGGGGUGAGGUUAGUGGAAAAGGACAGAAGAGUAAAGAAAAUGACAACUUAUAGCCCACAGUUUCUGGGGAUACAAUCAGCAUGGACUCAAGAAGGGGGAGACAAAAAUGCUGGUGAAGGUGUUGUUAUUGGAUUUGUGGACACUGGAAUCAACCCAUCACACCCCAGCUUUGCUUAUGAUCCCACACACCCAUUUUCUUCAGACAUAUCCCAUUUUUCUGGGGAUUGUGAGACAGGUCCUAUGUUUCAUGAAUCUGCCUGCAAUGGCAAAAUUGUGUCUGCCAGGUUUUUCGCUGCAGGGGCACAAGCUGCUGCUAACCUUAAUGCCUCAUAUGAUAUCCU
Cuscuta epithymum is the source of this 414-nucleotide messenger RNA. The record is from the annotation of a GenBank genome assembly. Lineage: Eukaryota; Viridiplantae; Streptophyta; Magnoliopsida; Solanales; Convolvulaceae.